Messenger RNA from Lobosporangium transversale, 476 nucleotides. RefSeq lists its product as hypothetical. The transcript has 5 exons. The record is from RefSeq and is a predicted model, not a curated record. Bases 197 to 454 code for a protein of 85 amino acids. NCBI's taxonomy places the organism in Eukaryota, Fungi, Mortierellomycota, Mortierellomycetes, Mortierellales, Mortierellaceae.
UUUUUUUCUUUUUUUCCACUUGAGGAAGAUGACUUUUACAAGGCCUGGCAUCAUACUUUUAUGCAAUCUGUCUUAUUUAUAAACAGCUAAGAAAAUACCGCCUUUUCCAGCUACUGCUUUGAAUCAUGAUAAGCCUAAUCUGAAGAUCCUCUUUUUAUUUCUUGAUCUAUUUUGCUACUGGACCAUCUAGGAAAGGAUGAUCGAACAAGGGGCGGGCUUCACGGUCCUGGUUUUUGUAUCGCUCACCCUCCUGUUUUCAAUCAUUAACACACACAAAUCAGGAGCACAUCUCAUGCUUGGCUUUAUUAUCACAGGAUUCGCAUUGUGUCUGGGACAUUUGCUUAGGGCAUGGAGAAAUGGCGAUCUAGAUCCAAAGUUCAAGUACUUUAUCCUUGCUCAGACUGUCCUCCUCACACUGCUGUGUAUCAUUGCAAACAUUUACUUUUGGCAGUAGACUUUUUCAAAAAUAAAAUGGA